Messenger RNA from Brassica rapa (field mustard), 585 nucleotides. Its product is annotated as protein HEAT INTOLERANT 4. The record is from RefSeq and is a predicted model, not a curated record. Gene Ontology annotation, biological process: regulation of cellular response to heat. Lineage: Eukaryota; Viridiplantae; Streptophyta; Magnoliopsida; Brassicales; Brassicaceae.
AUGAUGACUGCUCGUCGUGGUGGUGGUAAGAGAAAGAGGGGCACGAACAAGGAAACUGAGAAGAAGAAUGGUAACGUGAGUAACAAGAAAUGGAGAGUGACAAAACCACAACAAGACAAAGAGACAGAGGAGUACUUAAAGAGAAACAACUUUCAACACUGUCUUGACAAGGAUCAAGAAUACAUUUUUGUCAAUGUCCCAACGGUUGUUGUCAUCGAAUCAAACACUGAGCCUUCUAAAGAGCUAGCAAUCAAAUCCCUUCAGAGCGCAACAGAAGAAGGAACCAUUACGAUGAGAACGGGACGGGUUCCUUACAUUCCAUUACAAGAAAGAGACAGACAAGUUGAGAAGACAAGCUCUCGGAUCUUUACUUUGUUCUGUAACAAUCGGAGAGCAGCUCUCAGAAACAAAAAGGAAGAACGUGUUGAGAAGUUUGAGUAUUGCCUUCCUUAUUUCUCUGAAUCGGAGGAAGAUGAUACUGAAGGGAGUAGUAGUACUGAGGUGUACAUAAUGUUCCCCUCUGACCCGCCGGUUACGUGUUUGCUGACGCAAUGUCCAAAUUUGAAGGGUUGUCUGAGGAAUUAA